AUCGUUUAGCACUCCUAACCUAUUUUUUAAAUUUUAUUUACAAGAAUUAUUAAUUUUCCCUAUUGUUUGAGUUAAUCACAUGGUAUAUUUUAUUAAUGUGAUAUCGCUAUGAUAUAUGGAUUUAAUCAGUGCAUUCGUUUCGUCCAUUCUUUAUUAAGUUUAUCCAAAACAAAAACUAUGAAUAUUAAUAAAUGUUAUUUUAGACACAUUGAACAUGAAGACAAAGUUGAUAUUGCAUUUCUAUUCAAUGUUAAAAAUACACUUAGACAAUUCAACUUAAGCAGAAAAUCAAGUGAAGGUGUUCAAAGUUUAUGUACGCGUAUUGGAACGAAUGUACAAAAAGUGGUUAACAAGAAGGUUAAAAAGAAAGCUCAAAGCGAAGAAUCGAAUAUACCUGUACAAAUUUUAGAUGAAAAGCAAAAUGCUGUUCCUGAUAUGUAUACUUGCAUUCAACUAUUCCAGUUAGGUCCAUUAAAAAUAAAAAUUUCAGACCAAUUCUAUGAUUUAGUAUUUAAUGCGCCUUGGGUUAUAAAUUUCAAUUUACCCAAGUGUAUUUUGGUCGGAUUUCCCGUUUAUCCUGAGAAUUUAGAAACAAAAUAUGCAGAUAAGUCUAUAAGUAUAUUCAAUUGGUAUCGAGCCAAAGAUGUCAAUGAAAAUGGGAAUCCUAUAAUGGAAAAUCAUAUUAACUGGGAGUUUGUUGCAAACACAUUUUACUAUACCCCUACCCUAAAAGAUAUAGGAAUGAAACUGAAACUAGAAUGCAUUCCAAAAAAUAUUAACACCACAGGACCUAGUGUUGAAGUGAUAUCAAAAAGUUGUGUUGAAGCAGGUCCAGGCCCUUGCCCAUUUGAAACUAGACAUCUGUUUACUAAAAAUAAGUUGAAAAAUGAAAGUUUUCGAUGUGUGACAUACAACAUAUUGGCAGAUUUAUAUUGUGAUUCAGAUUAUACAAGGACAGUUCUGCAUCCAUAUUGUCCUCCUUAUGCCUUAGAAAUAGACUACAGAAAGCAGCUUAUUCUGAAAGAGUUAUUGGGAUACAAUGCUGAUAUAAUCUGUUUACAAGAGGUUGACAAAAAAGUAUUUGAUUACUCACUAAGCUGCUUGUUAGAAAAUGAAGGCUUAAAAGGAUUAUUUUACAAGAAAGGAAAAACAGUAGCAGAGGGCUUGUCAUGUUUCUACAGAGAAAACAGAUUUAGGUGCAUUGGGGAUGAGAAAAUAUUAUUAGCAGAUGCAAUUAAAACUGAAUCAUAUUUAAAACCUAUUUGGGAUGCUAUAGAAAAAUGUGAAAGAUUAAAGGCAAGAUUGUUAGAUAGAUCUUCAGUUGCAAGUGCAACAAUUUUACAUUCUUUGGACAAUGAAAAGGAAAUUCUUAUUGUCGGUAACACACAUUUAUACUUUCAUCCUGAUGCAGAUCACAUUCGACUCAUUCAAGGAGGGAUUGUUAUACAUUGGCUGCAAACUAUUCUUAAAUUAUUACAAACAGAGCAUACAGACAAACGAAUAUCCAUCAUUCUAUGUGGCGACUUUAACAGUGACCCAUCUUCUGGCAUUUACAAGUUAUAUACAACUGGCAAAGCUCCUAGUACUUUACAAGACUGGAAAUCUAAUCCUGAGGAAGCUGUUAGUGAUUUAAGUCUCUCACAAGAUAUUCAGCUAGGUAGUGCUUGCGGAACACCUCAGUAUACAAAUUUUACAGAGGGAUUUGCAGAUUGCCUAGAUUACAUUUAUUACGAUACAAGUAAUCUUGAAGUUGUACAGGUAGUGCCUUUUCCAAGUGUGGAAGAAUUGAAAGCACAUACAGCCUUACCUAGCAUAGUGUUCCCAUCAGAUCAUAUAGCUGUCGUAUCUGAUAUAAAAUUUAAACCACUAUAAAAUUUAUAAGAUAUUAAAAAUAUUGUAGAUGAGAAAUAAAGUAGAUGUAAAUCUUCAA
Colias croceus (clouded yellow) is the source of this 1930-nucleotide messenger RNA. RefSeq names its product 2',5'-phosphodiesterase 12. The record is from RefSeq and is a predicted model, not a curated record. Gene Ontology annotation, cellular component: mitochondrion. Lineage: Eukaryota; Metazoa; Arthropoda; Insecta; Lepidoptera; Pieridae. Gene Ontology annotation, biological process: nuclear-transcribed mRNA catabolic process, deadenylation-dependent decay. Gene Ontology annotation, molecular function: 3'-5'-RNA exonuclease activity. The transcript is spliced from 8 exons. Bases 109 to 1872 code for a protein of 587 amino acids.